Molecule: messenger RNA, 1730 nt
Organism: Anopheles gambiae (African malaria mosquito)
Lineage: Eukaryota; Metazoa; Arthropoda; Insecta; Diptera; Culicidae
Gene: mspo
Product: spondin-2
Exons: 5
Coding region: 474-1547 (357 amino acids)
Biological process (GO): cell adhesion
Cellular component (GO): extracellular matrix
Source: RefSeq, a predicted model, not a curated record
ACUGUACCUUAAUGCGGUAGUUUAUCUUACCACGCACACGCGUGGUUUGGUGGGAGAAUUGAAUGUGAUUUUUUCUCACAAUUUGGUUUUGAUGUGUACCAGACUGGUCGGUGGAUGAAUCAGUCUGUCUGUGAAUUUUGUAAGUGCCGGAUAGAAAUUUGCUCGGUCGGUUGUUCGCUUAUAACAGUCAAAUUUAGUUAUCGAUAGUUUUGAUCGCGCUAACUUUCGUGUGAGACAGUAGAUUAUACACUUUAAUAGGAUUGUUAGUUAUUAAUCGUUGCUCUUCGUUUUGCUAGUCUUCGGCGGAGCCACUUGAUUUCAAUACUUUACGAAGUGCUUACAUUGUGCUCUGUUGUGUUUGACCAACAUAUCAGCGAUUAUUUAUAGUCUUGCAUUUAUAAAAUUUGCGUCUUAAAACCCUUGGGUAAUUGCAGCGAAUGAAGUUUAAAGACAAACUAAAAUAAACAAGAUUAAUGAUGUGUACAAAAUUGGUGCUGCUGCUCUGGAUGGUGACCAUAUCUGAACAUUUAGCCAUGGUUACUAGCGAUCCCAUCGGAGAUAACGUUUUCUCCGAAGAAAAUUGCCAUCAGAAUGGGAUGCUUGUUUUGUAUCGCAUCAAAUUAGUAACAAGAUGGUCAAAAAAACUCUUUCCUAAACACUAUCCAGAAUUUCGGCCUCCUCCACAUUGGAGUAUGACGUUAGGUUUAACUCAUAACCAAACCUAUCAACUUUUUCAACUGAAGCACACUGCUUCGAUGGCUGUGGCAACUUUUGCCGAGACGGGACAAGUAGCUUUAUUGGAAGAAACUUUGGAAGUUCAACAGGAUUUUUUAUUCGAUGAGUUUCGUCUACCAAAAAUUCGCAAAGGUAAGGGUGAAAGUGAGGCAACUUUUUUCGUAAACGGAAAACAUUCGAGCGUGUCUUUCAUCACAAAGAUAAUACCAUCGCCGGAUUGGUUCAUUGGAUUGGACACUUUUGACCUAUGCUUCAAAGGACGAUGGCUUGAAAAGGUAACGAUACCGCUGCAUCCGCUCGACGCAGGUAGUAGCAGUGGAUUAACUUUUACCUCACCAAAAUGGCCUACCAAUCCAAGGGGUGUAGUCCAACAAAUCACUUCCAGAUCUCCUCUCCAUUUCGCAAGCAGCUUUUUCUAUCCUGAAAUCAAACACCUUCCACCGAUAGCUCAUGUUACAUUUACUAAGAUCAAAGAAUACAACAAUCACAACAACGUGCACAAAAUGGUGAAGAAACUCAAAUAUAAGCACCGUACGAAGUUACUUAAAAAACUUAAAUACCAGUCAAACGUUGGAAACACUGAACAUAUGAAUCAUACCAACAAAACUCUUACUGAUACAGAUUGUCGGGUUAGCGAGUGGUCGGCCUGGAGUCCUUGCAGCAAGACAUGUGGCCUUGGUAAAAGAAAUCGUACACGUAACAUUAUACGAGAACAGCGUGUUGGUGGCGUUGAAUGUCCGAUGUUAGUGGAAACACAGUGGUGUGGCUCAGCUCGCCAGUGUUCAGUGUUUGACAGCUACUUUAAAUGGUGAAGGUUGAAAAUAAUUAAUUGUACUGGAACUACAAACACAACGUGCAUAGUUUAGUAUGGUUACAUGACAAAAGCAGCUUAAAUUGGUUUAGAAGGCAAGUUUGAUGUAUGUGAGAAAUAUUUGUCGACCAAUCAGUUGUCAUUCUGGUUUUGUACAAAUAUAGUUUACUAAAAAAUAAAACAA